Messenger RNA from Manduca sexta (tobacco hornworm), 3485 nucleotides. RefSeq lists its product as uncharacterized. The transcript has 5 exons. The record is from RefSeq and is a predicted model, not a curated record. NCBI's taxonomy places the organism in Eukaryota, Metazoa, Arthropoda, Insecta, Lepidoptera, Sphingidae. Bases 307 to 2373 code for a protein of 688 amino acids.
CUAUAAUAGAUAGGUAUUGUCUAUAGCUAGGGAACUUACCAAAUUAAAUUUUUGCAAGCAGUAAAUUGCUUUUUCCUUUGAGAACAAAUUAUGGUGAAUCAGUUGCGAUAAACACCUUGUAAUGUUGUGUCGGGACUUGUUAUAUUUUUUCAAUCAUUAUCGUCUUAGAGAGUGUAGUGUGCAUUACGUAUAUUAAUUUUAAAUUUAGAAAUACCUACUUUUUUAUGUUAUUUCUAUUAGUAGGCAGGAACAGAAUAAUUUAAGAACUGGGCAACAGUGUUGGAAAGGGGACUCCGUAUUGCAACCAUGGAGUCCAAGCUGUCAAGACAUGCCAUCCUCCAGGGUCAUGUGGAUUCAUAUUGCCUGGUGUGUGAGAGUUACUUUAAGUGUGCAAUGAUUCUGGAUGGUCACAUGUUGAACCCAGACCAUAGGAACAAGUUAAAUAAUACAGGAUAUGUGGAAAAGUUUAAAGAUAGCCGAAUUAGAAAGGUUAAAAACGGUUACUUCUGUGAGUUUUGCAAUUUAUUGUUAAACACUGCUGCCAAAGUAAGUGUCCAUAUUGAAGACCCACAGCAUAUCAGUACAAAAGGAGCAAUGUUACUUAGACGCAUUGGAGACAACAUUGUGGCUUUUGAAAACUUAGUAAUAAGUGACAAAGCUUGGAACGGUAUUAUAGACGAAACAUGCGUGCUGUGCAACACUGAAUUUGAUAAUUUGGAUAUACAUAAAAGUGAGACGUCCCAUAAACUCAAUUUAGUUCAAUGUAAAACUGAGUUUGGGACUUGGGGCAUCAUCUAUAGGAAGAUCGACGAUAACUCAAUUCAUUGCCUUCCAUGCAAUAAAAUAUUGACAAUGACGCUGAUCGCAUCGCAUUUUAACACGCCGGAGCAUAAGCAAAUGUGCUCGUCCGCUCCGGCCGCGCCGCCCGCUUUGCCCUCACUUCCCGCUAAAGUUGCGCCUGCCGCUCUGCCCGCGCCUACCGGUCCACCCGUGGCAGCGGUGGUACCUACGGGGCGAACCCCAGGUCCAGCGCCAGCCCCAGUUAAUAAACCUAGACCCAAAAAUCAGCUAGCCGAUAACAAACAUGAAAAAUCAAAAGCAAUGCUUACAGAUGCAUUGAGAAAGCGACCUCUCCGGCCUAUCACCCCUGCAGUAGACACUCAAAGACCGUUGAUAGGUAGAGUCGUAUCAAACGAAUAUGAAUACCUGAUUUGCCAUUUCUUAAAAGCGUCAUCAUUCAUCGUCAGAGUGAACUUUUCAAAAAUGCGUUGUAUUCUAUGCGAGAGGAGUAUAAGGGUCGAAGAUGCGUCAUCGCAUUUGGAAGAUCUCCACCAUCAUUAUCUACUGAAGAUCCACAAAAAACGACUCCAGGUAUAUAAUGAAAUCGAACAAGCAGGAGCCGAAACGGAAAUAUUAGAGUCGUUAACGAGAUUCGAGAAUAACAACAUUGACAUCGAUUUGAUAAAGGGAACUGCUGUUUGUAAUGUGUGCUUCAGAAGUAUCGAGUUUCUUUCCGAUGUGAUCGAUGCGCACAUUGAUGAACAUAAAGUUAUUUCAAUUGCGCAAGAAAUUGCGGCUAGGAAAGAACGUGAUGCGUUCGAGGCAGCUGCGAAACUAGAAGCUGAACUUGACAGGGAAGCGGCGGCAGCGAGAUAUGCCGCGAGUCAUGCGCGCCAUGCGGAGACGACACGCACGAGACUGAAGCCGAAGCCACGCAAUCGCAGUCGCUCGAGGUCUGACAGUGCUAUGACCGUGGAAGAGUUGAAGGACUGGGCCAUCGAACACAACAUUACAUUCAACAGUUUCCAACGUGUCGCCACUUGCAACAUAUGCCACUCGACAGUGCCCAUCGAUUUAAAAAGCUUAAAGGAGCAUGUAGCUGGCAAUGUACAUAGAAAACUAUUGGCCAAAACUCUUACAGGAGAUACAUCGGCGUCAAAAUCGAAGACUAAACUCAUAAAAGUACCACAGAAAUCUUAUGUAAAAUCAUUGAUAUUGGUCGAAAACAUAAUUUUCCAGCAUUUCAUAAUUAAUAACAAAUUCGUUAUAACUUAUAAGAGUAUGUGUUUCUUGGGGAAAAGUUUGGAAGGUUAUUUGAAGUGCUUUCUUUGUGAUGAGGAUUUGAUCGACGAGUCAGUUGUGAUCGAGGUACACAGAACGAGGCACCAUCAUAUGUCGGCGAUGGACAAUGUUCAAGUUAUCACGUCGUGGGAUACCGAUUUUAUUAGACAGGCGGCUUCUGGCGAGUUUCACUGUGGCUUCUGCAAUAUCAUGACUAAAGAUUGGGAUGACUUGCAAAAACAUUUUAACACAAUGGACCAUAAGGAAAGCAGGACCUGUGCCGAGUGGCGCCUCCUCGAAUUCACCAAAUAAAAAUAAGUUUUACACCUCAAAUGUUAUAGUUUAUGUUGUUUUAUCGAGAAAUAGAGAUAAAAGCAAAUGUUACAACUGAUCGAUAAUAGAGAAUUCAGUAUGAUUUUAUAUUACAAUUUACGUUGACAUAAAAAGUCUUUCACUGUUCAUUUUGAAAAAAAAAACCGACUGAAUUUUAUUAUAUUACGUAAGUUCUUAUACUAGUAUAUAGAUCGUAGAGAUUUUAAAAUAAGCUGUGAUUUCUAAAUUUUUGAUCCUUACAAUUUUAUUAGUCUUAAUAUUUGGAACUGUAUUUGCUUCAAUUUGAAUUGUUUAAAUUAUGCUACGAUUUUUCCGUAACCUGGUAAAACUUUGAAUGUAAGUACUUAUUGAUCUAUUUAUAUAUGUUACUAGGAGAAAUACUACUAUAAUACCAGAUCUAUGGUACAGGCCAUAAAUAUAAGGUUGGCCAUAUUUAACCAAUACGUAAUAUAUGAUUAUAUCGCAUUUUACAUGAUCAUUUAAAAUUAUGGGUAUAAGUAAAUUCCGCAAUGCGAAAUAGAAAAGCACCGCCAACUUAUAAUCAUUAUUGACGGUUGCAAACAGACAAAUACCUACAAUAUUUUAAUACAAUUCAUUAUAAUUGUUGGGUCACUCAACAAUGAUUUCAAAUGAUUAUAUUAUAAUACAUUUAUAAUAAUUGUACAUAUUUUUCUUAGUGACAGUAUUUUAUACCUACAACUGAGAUUAAUAAAAUAUUUAAUCUUUUAUUUCAUUAUUAACAGAGGCUGUAAUAUGUUUUGAAUUUCAAUAUUAUUGAAUACAUUCCAAAAGAUCAAGACAUUUUAAGUGGAUUCGAAAUUUGAAUUAGCUCCGUAAUUAUAACAACUUUAUUUUUGUGGCUCUUCCAUAACGAAAAUUAUCGUAAUUUUUUGAGUAAUGCUCAUGUGGACAUAGUGUAAGAUUUCACAACUACCAAAACUGUCCUUUCUCUUUUUAUUCUGUGUAAAUCAAUGUUGUAGGUAAUUCUUUCUAUUACUUAUUAUAACAGCCAUUGGGUGUUAUUUAAAUAUUAUAACCACUAUUUUGAUAUAUUAAAAUUACAUUUUAUGGGAAUAAAUAAAGCUGAAAUA